This is a messenger RNA of Knipowitschia caucasica, 1929 nucleotides long. The record is from the annotation of a GenBank genome assembly. NCBI's taxonomy places the organism in Eukaryota, Metazoa, Chordata, Actinopteri, Gobiiformes, Gobiidae.
AUGAAGGCCACACCAGGAGCUUCUGCAACAAGUGGAAAAAGAUCAACGCUCUACAAGGCUUACAGGGGUCGAGACCCGCUCGGACCGUCCGACCGUGACUUCGACCGCAUAGCUAGACACAUAACCCGCUUUGACCCCCGGCCCGGCAUGCCUUCAAACACCCGGUCAUACCUCCGCGUCGUCGACUUCCAUGCCGACCGCAUACCACACGCAUCUCAAGAUGACAAAAUAUUCUUGAUUAGACUCACGUCCAAUGGAGAGGUGAAUGACUUCAUCGAAAGGCAACCAAAGGCUAUAAAACAAGACUACAGUGAGCUCUGCAAAGCCAUCCUAGCAGAAUACUCAGACUACGGCGCCUCCGGGACCCUCACGGCGGCCAUGGCAGUCAAACAAGCUCACAGCGAGCUUGCAGAAUGCUACUACCACAGAUUGAGACAGGCCUUCUUCGGUAACCGAAACUACGAAGGGAUGGAGGAAGACACAAAUUUCAGGGCCCUGUACCUCCAAAACCUCCACCCCAACCUUAGCCAACUACUGGGCGUGUACGCCUGCCCCCUUACACAGGACAUACGGCAACUGAAGACCCUAGUGGCAAGGGCACAAAGCAAACAUUUGCUCAAGACACAGGCAAAGCCGCAAACCCAACCUACAGUGUACAGUGUGGAAAACCACAUGGAACUUGAGGGCGCACCAACGGCCCAAAAACACAAAUGGGAAACUGACCGCGGACCCCAAAGGAAUAACCAGAGACACGCGGACCCGAAGAACGGACAGCCACGCGACCAGAAACUCCCGCAAUAUGGCGAGAGACGCGCCGGCCAGGCCGACGGGGAAGACCGUGCGCCACAACGGUCCCGCCAAGACCGCACUGCUACAACCAUAAAUAAGAGCAACCUUUCCAGAGAGGAACAAUCCCUCCUCCGCACGCUCCUGCGCAAAGCCAGAGAGAAGAAGACAGACAACGCCAACGUGUUCACAGUGUCCGUGUCGGAUGACGCCGAGAACGCUCCCUACCACAUGGACGACGACCUCAGCGAACAGGAGCUAAAUGACGACUACUCAAACGCACAAGCGGUGGACAUCCGCUACGACCAGAGGGAUGUUAUGGUAAUACAGGUUAACUCCAUCACAAACCCACGAGAGGACGGCUCCUCGACAACCAACUGCGAACCACCGUUCUGCCAAUUCAUUGGCGAUCUACAACAAAGAGGUACCUACGGGAAACUCUACUUGCCCGUAACGCUCGAAGACCAAUGGGAACACGAGGCGCUCGUGGACACAGCUGCCGAUAUCAGCCUGAUUGGCGAAGACCUCUUCGGUAAGUUACAGUCCCUGGCCAGUAAAUCCCACAGAGACCUAAAAACGCAGCCGUGCGACUUAGAAAUACAACCCUAUUCCCAGGAAGACACAACCAUACGUAAAAUGGCUCUAAUGCGACUGACCGUGGGCCCCAUGACGCUGGUCCACCCGGUCUACAUCUCCCCAUUCAACGCGCAUCCGCUCCUAUUGGGCCAGGACCUUCUAAAUUGGUUUAAGCCCCUAAUAGACUACCAACGUCUGAAGAUCUGGACACAGGUCCGGGAGCCUAAAACCACCGCUACUUCACAGACGCGCCGCCCGCAAACGGCCACAGCCCGCCGCGGCACAAACCGAAACCGGUCAAGGGACGCCCACAACCUGCGCGAACGCCGCGCCCACGCGCACGGCCCCCGACCUCGACAGAGUGACGAGAACGUGAAACUCCCCCGGCUCCUGAGGACAAACCAAUACAGGACCGACCCGCAGGACCACCUGGAACAGACGUUCGCAUUUACACAAAAGAAACUGGGAGACAGCGCCGAAGGACGCAAAGCCUACUACGAUCAAAAGGCGUCUCGCAACGAGCUCCAGGUCAAAAACCAGGAGGUCCAGGGAGGCGCACAAGGAUGA